AUACGUCCCUCCAAUCACGGUAUAUAUACACACACACAUGCAUACAUGCGCACACAAUCGCAGCACCCAAUGUGAAUACGUGUAAUCUACGUGGUAUCAGUCAGUAUCUGGCGGCCAGCGGUUCGUGUUGGUUUGUGCAUCAAUACCGGUUAGGGAGCAACUCUGCCAAAGAUGAUUUUCAAAAAUCGCCACGGUUGAAAUUAUCAGCCAAGAAAAGCCAACCAGUCGUUGCGCAAUGGGUGGGAUAAAUUGGAACGAAUUGUUCCCGGGAAGAUGGAGUCCUGUCAUUUUCAUCUCUUAUAUGGCUCUCUUUGUAAAUCAAGGUAUUCUCGUGACAUGGUCUCAAAGAAGUGGCCGCUAUGAGUACAAUAUUGUAGCAGUAGUAUUGUUGACAGAGGUCUUGAAAUUAGUCAUAUCUAUAAUAUUAUAUUGUAAAGACAAUAGCAUGUUUACUCUACUUAAGGAAAUAAUGACAAAUAAAAAAGUACUUCUACUGUAUAUGAUCCCUUCGCUGUUAUACUGUCUCUACAACAAUCUAGCGUUUGUUAGCUUGGCUAGAUUCGAUCCCACGACUUACUAUGUUUUGCUGCAACUUCGCGUUGUAUUCACGGGAAUCGUUUUUCAGGUCAUUUUUAAUAAAAAGUUAUCGGCGAUACAAUGGUUUUCUUUAGUGUUCUUGACAGUCGGUUGUAUGGUGAAACACUUCGAUAUCAGUGUUCUUAACACUGAAUUCCAUGUAGAUAGUUCUCUACUUUUAAUCCUUAUACAGAUAAUAUGCUCUUGUUUAGCUGGUGUAUAUAACGAGUAUUUACUCAAACGGCAAGGUGCGAAUAUCAACAUAUUUGUACAAAAUGUAUUUAUGUAUGUCGACAGUAUUUUUUGCAACAUCGUAGCAAUUGUUGCAUUGAGUAUAUUCAAAAACUGUUUUAAUAAUAUAUUCAGUAAUGUUGACAUCAGCGCUUUUGUGCAACCAGCAGUAGUAUUAAUUAUGUUAAAUAAUGCAUUCGUUGGUAUAAUAACGAGUUUUUUUUUGAAGAAUUUAAAUUCCAUUCUGAAGACCUUUGCCAGCGCGAUGGAAUUGAUGUUUACAGCAUUACUCUGCUGGCUAUUAUUUAAUAUACCUAUUAAUACAAACACUGUGAUUUCUAUUCUUAUGGUGAGUUUUGCUGUCGUACUGUAUUCGAGAAAUCCAGUACAAAAUACUCAACCAAAAAAAACAGAAAGCGAAAUCCUUUUAGUAUAAAGAACUUCAGUAUUAAAUAUGUUUGAUAGCCAAAAAACCUUAAUUAAAUAAAGUUAUAAAUGCUAGAAUAGAUCAUAUUACUAUUGAUACUAAGCUACUAUAAAUGCGAUAAGUGCAACACAACGAUACAAAUCUCAAAUGAUUCAAUAAUUAUAUAAUAAGUUAACAUUAACUUAAGACAGUGACUGAAUGUUGACUGAAUAAAAAGUAUUGUAAUUUCCUUUUAGAGUAUAAAUCAAUAUAAAAUUGUAUAUAUAAGCAGAUUAAGGCACGCAAAAUUUUGUUAAUAUUUAUGACUUUUGAGAUAUUUAUAUGAUUUGAUAAAUCGAAUGAUUAAUAAUGAAAUUCAGAAGUGUCAUUAUAUUUUUAUA
Molecule: messenger RNA, 1614 nt
Organism: Dinoponera quadriceps
Lineage: Eukaryota; Metazoa; Arthropoda; Insecta; Hymenoptera; Formicidae
Gene: senju
Product: CMP-sialic acid transporter 2
Exons: 6
Coding region: 236-1243 (335 amino acids)
Biological process (GO): pyrimidine nucleotide-sugar transmembrane transport
Cellular component (GO): Golgi membrane
Molecular function (GO): UDP-galactose transmembrane transporter activity
Source: RefSeq, a predicted model, not a curated record